Molecule: messenger RNA, 504 nt
Organism: Paramuricea clavata
Lineage: Eukaryota; Metazoa; Cnidaria; Anthozoa; Malacalcyonacea; Plexauridae
Source: the annotation of a GenBank genome assembly
AUGAAAUUCCUACCGCAAAAGUUCAGAGAAACCCAAGCUGACUGGUUUGGAAAGCAGGGAAUUUCAUGGCACAUAUCUGUGGUUGUAUGCAAAGUCCAAGGUAACCUGCAACACCAGACUUUAGUCCACAUCGUAAAGAACUCCCCUCAAGAGAGUGACACAGUAAUAUGGAUUAUGGAACAUGUUCUGGCAACCUUGAAAUUAGAGCACCCCGAGAUAUCAACUGCCUAUUUUCGCCAAGACAAUGCUGGUUGUUACCACAGCGUGGCCUUACUUUGUGCAUGUCCUGAGAUAUCUAAGCACACAAGUAUCCACAUCAAAAGGGUCUACUUCAGCGAUCCUCAAGGAGGAAAAGGCGCCUGCGACCGCAAAGCAGCCACUGUCAAAGGACAUGUGAGAAGGUACAUUAACGAAGGACAUGAUGUGGCAACUACUGAAGGCGUUAAGGAUGCAAUACUCUCUUCAUGGUGGGAUACAUGGAGUACGAGUAGCACUGGUAGAUGA